Messenger RNA from Pongo pygmaeus (Bornean orangutan), 4498 nucleotides. RefSeq names its product selenocysteine lyase (gene SCLY). Bases 2081 to 3340 code for a protein of 419 amino acids. Lineage: Eukaryota; Metazoa; Chordata; Mammalia; Primates; Hominidae. The transcript has 11 exons. The record is from RefSeq and is a predicted model, not a curated record.
GAGUCUCACUCUGUCGCUCAGGCUGGAGUGCAGUGGCAUGGUUUCAGCUUCACUGUGUAACCUCCACCUCCCGGGUUCAAGUGAUUCUCUUGCCUCAGCCUCCCCAGUAGCUGGGAUUACAAGCAUGCACCACCACAUUCGGCUAAUUUUUGUAUUUUUAGUAGAGACAGAGUUUUGCCAUGUUGGCCAGGCUGGUCUCGAACCCCUGACCUUAGGUGAUCCGCCCACCUCAGCCUUUCAAAGUGCUAGGAUUACAGGCGUGAACCACCACGCCCAGCUUGCCUGUAAUCUUGUACGCCUUUUUAAUUCCUCCUUUCUCAACCAUUUUAAGAGUUGACUGCAUUCUUGUUUCAUAUCCCAUCUUUGCAUUCUAACUUCCAUGCCUCUCCCACAACUGAGACUUCUCUCGCUAGUUUAUCAGUGCCUCCUAAUUGUUACGCACAGUAUACUUCGGAUGGCCUCUCAGCCACACUUUACACUAUUAUCUGUCUUCUUGGCUUUUUUGACAUUCCUUCUCAAUUCCCUUUCCUCCUCUUUUGACUGUUCUCAUGCUCCUGUGCAUCCAUGUGCUUCUUAUAUGUUAGUGGGCCCUUUGCUAUUGGCUGCAUUUGGCGAGAAAUGAGCUGCGUUUAUAGGGAAGAAUGAGAGAGAAUGAGUCCAGAAAUGUGCAGAUUUGCUGUGCUGGAAAAGUCAAGUUAUUCUGGACCCCAACAGGACAUAAAAUAGAGAAAGCCAAUGAAAUCCAAUUAAAAUUCAACCUCUUGGCAAAGCAUGCUUGAAACCGAACUUUGGCUCCAGCCACUACUUGUGUGAACUUGGGCAAGAUGCCUUUCUGUGUCUUGGAUUCCUCAUAUAUAAAUACCUACCGGACUGGGUUAAUCAUCAAGAUUAAAUUAGUGAACACACGAAAAAUACCUAGAACACUGCCUGGCAUAGUUCAAGGCUCAAUUAAAGUUAGACACUAUUAUGCCAAAAAAAAAAAAAAAAAAACAACCAAAAAGCAAAAAAACAAAAAAAGUGACGGUAGGAUGGCUUCAUGAGAGUUCAGGGAUUUUUGCUCAUUUUUACCACUUUCACAACUGACUUUUCUUAAUGGUUAGCGGGACACCUGAAUGGUGGAUGUUUACACUUGUGACUGUCUCACAUAUCCAAAGCUCAACUGUCUCAACAUGUCCAAAGCUCAACCCAUCAUCUUUCCCUCUCCCGUGUUCCCUCUUACCUAGAUAAAGGCACUAACAUCUUCCCAGUCACUUGUCUAAUAAUCCUUGCUUCCUUCCUGUCCCUCAUGCCCCAAUUCCUAUUUAACGGCCUAAACAGAUCUUGAAUUAAUCUUUCCUGCGUUUCCACGCCCACUUAGAGUCCCUCAUCUCUUGCCCUAUUUUCUCAAUGCCCUCCCAUCCUCUACUGCAGAUCCCCUCAAGUCCAUCCUCGAUGCGUGACUCUAACUUCACGCCAUAGGGGACCUAUGGAGCCGCUGCGACUAACGCAACAGCGGACCUGCUCAUCACUGUCCAGGGCGGCCUGCGACAGACCCCCGGGGCCCUGGCCCUGCUGCCGCGGUCCCAGCACUUCCCCUCGAGGGUUCGCGGCGAACAAGGCCGCGCGGCCCCGGCUUUCCCGGAGCGCACGGUCCCGCGCUCAUGCGGCUAGAGGGAGGCAGCCGCAGGACUGCCCAGCCGCCUCUGCUCCUCCGGUCCAGCUCAGGCCCCGCCUGCUCUUACGCCGACUAACCGGCCGCGGCCCGAUGGCGGCCCUGCCCCAGACAGCCAAGGUCACGGGGCUCCCCCGGAAGUGAAAGUGCGGGGAUCCGCGGGCCCAGGAAACGCCGCUCCCCGCACCCCGUUCCCGGGAAGCUCUUGUGACGCGCUAGGCCCCGCCCCCACCCGUCACCUGACCCCGCGCAGCCCCGCCUCCUCGCUGGGGGCUCGGCGGCCCUGUGAAGCGGGUGGAUUGGCUGGGAGUGCUUCGCUCAGCCAAUCCGGGCGCGCCCGGGCGUUGCGGCCCCGCCUCCUCUCCGGCGCCCGGGACUGGUAGCGCUCCGCGGGAAGGAGGCUGGAACCCCGGCAGCAGUGGCGCGGGGAUGGAGGCGGCAGUGGUGCCGGGGAGGGAUGCGCGGGCACCCGCGGCGAGUCAGGCCAGCGGGUGCGGGAAACACAACUCGCCGGAGAGGAAAGUUUAUAUGGACUAUAAUGCAACCACUCCCCUGGAGCCAGAAGUUAUCCAGGCCAUGACCGAGGCCAUGUGGGAAGCCUGGGGAAAUCCCAGCAGCCCGUAUUCAGCAGGAAGAAAGGCCAAGGAUAUUAUAAAUGCAGCUCGGGAAAGCCUCGCGAAGAUGAUAGGGGGGAAACCUCAAGAUAUAAUCUUCACUUCCGGGGGUACUGAGUCAAAUAAUUUAGUAAUCCAUUCUGUGGUGAAACAUUUCCACGCAAACCAGCCCUCAGAGGCACACACAGGUGCGCACCACAGCCCAGUGAAGGGGGCCAAGCCCCAUUUCAUUACUUCCUCGGUGGAACACGACUCCAUCCGGCUGCCCCUGGAGCACCUGGUGGAAGAACAAGUGGCAGCGGUCACCUUUGUCCCAGUGUCCAAGGUGAGCGGGCAGGCAGAGGUGGACGACAUCCUCGCGGCAGUCCGCCCAACCACAUGCCUCGUGACCAUCAUGCUGGCCAACAAUGAGACUGGCGUUGUCAUGCCUGUCCCUGAAAUCAGCCAGCGCAUUAAAGCCCUGAACCAGGAACGGGUGGCAGCUGGGCUGCCUCCCAUCCUCGUGCACACGGAUGCUGCACAGGCCUUGGGGAAGCAGCGCGUGGAUGUGGAGGACCUGGGCGUGGACUUCCUUACAAUCGUGGGGCACAAGUUUUAUGGUCCCAGGAUUGGCGCACUUUAUGUACGAGGACUUGGUGAAUUUACCCCUCUCUACCCUAUGCUAUUUGGAGGUGGACAAGAAUGGAAUUUCAGGCCAGGGACAGAGAACACCCCAAUGAUUGCCGGCCUUGGGAAGGUGAGCCCUGAAUUGUGCAUCCACUCGUUGUGUGUCUGCCCCCAGGCCGCGGAGCUGGUGACCCAGAACUGCGAGGCUUAUGAGGCCCACAUGAGGGACGUCCGUGACUACCUGGAGGAGAGGCUGGAAGCUGAAUUCGGUCAGAAGAGAAUCCAUCUGAAUAGCCAGUUUCCAGGCACCCAGCGGCUUCCCAACACCUGCAAUUUCUCCAUCCGGGGACCCCGGCUUCAAGAGAAACCCAGCAGUCGUGUUUGGCCCAUGAAGAAGAACCCGUGGGUAACCGUCAUGAUGGCUGCGUUCAUGAGAACCUGGGCUGAAAUGCGCUCUUGUGGGCAGUGAAGCCUUGGUCUCCUUGACCAUCUCAGAUUCCUCACCAUGGAAAGGAGAGUUCUCUGUCCACGUUCCCCUUGUUCUGGGGUCAGACUUUGUGUCCAAUGACUACCUGUGUUACUUUAAAUGAGACAGAGGUUCUCAUUUUAUUUAUUUAUUUUUUGAUUCAGGGUCUCACUCUGUCAUCACCCGGGCUGGAGUGCUGUGGCGCAAUCACAGCCCACUGUAGCCUUGACCUUCUGGGUUUAAGUGAUCCUCCUGCCUCAGCCUCUCUAGUAGCUGGGACUGCAGGCACGCACCACCACACCUGGAUAACUUUUUUAUUUUUGAGAUGGAGUUUCACUCUUGUUGCCCAGGCUUGAGUACAGUGGUGUGAUCUCAGCUCACCGCAACCUCCGCCUCCCGGGUUCAAGCGAUUCUCCUGCCUCAGCCUCCAGAGUAGCUGGGAUUACAGGUGCCUGCCACCACACUGGGCUAAUUUUUGUAUUCUAAGUAGACACGGGGUUUUGCCAUGUUGGCAAGGCUGGUCUCGAACUCCUGACCUCAGGUGAUCCACCCGCCUCGGCUCCCCAAAGUGCUGGGAUUACAGGCAUGAGCCACUAUGCCCGGCCUUGGCUCAUUUUUAAAAAAUAUUUUGUAGAGAUAGGGCUUCCCUGUGUUGCCCAGGCAGGUCUCAAACUCCUGGCUUAAGCAAUCCUUCUACCUUGGCCUCCCAAAGUGCUGGGAUCACAGGUGUGAGCCACUGCACCUGGCUGAAAUUUUCAUGUUAAUCACAUCAGCAGUCAUUAAUCGCUGUGCUUGUGAAAGAGGGAAAUGCCUUCUGGCUUAAUAGAACUCCCACGUGUCUCUACCAUCCAGAACACAGGUGGAGACAUGAUAUUGCCGGGACUGCCAGCUUGUAAGGAAGGAGCAGGUCAGGACUCCAGGUGUCUUAGCAGGCAGUUGAUUACAAAUGCGAUUUUCAAGGCCAGCUUUGUGAGGCAGAAUAGUGUCUGCGUUUCUGCAGCCAAGGGAGAAAGAAGUAUUUUCUUCGGCUCCUGCUGUGAGAUCUCUCCCCAGCUGCCAGAAUGGCCGGCGCUGGAAUUCCACCAGGUGGCACAGAGGGAGGGAAGCAGCCUGCGCCCAGCAGGACCCCGGGAAGGGAGAGAAGGGUGGCCUGACUGGAGC